AUGGGUCGGCGCCUAAUUGCCUUAGCUAUCCUCACCUUCACCUUUUUCACCUUCAUUAUCCUUCCCACCGAGGCCCUACCAAAACCUCAGCAGCCGAAACUCCAACCGCAACAGCCGAAACCCCAACCACAGCAGCCGAAACCCCAACUGCAGCAACCAGGUCCCAAACCAGUGGUUCCCCAGCAACCAGGACCCAAGCCAGGGGUUCCCCAACAACCAGGUCCCAAGCCAGUAGUUCCCCAGCAACCAGGACCCAAGCCAGGGGUUCCCCAACAACCAGGACCCAAGCCAGCAGGUCCCCAACAGCCAGGACCCAAGCCUGCAGGUCCCCAACAGCCAGUACCCAAGCCAGCAGGUCCUCAGCAACCGCUACCCAACCAACCAGGUCCUCAGCAGCCAGGGCCGCAACAGCCAGGACCCAAACAACCGGGUCCUCAGCAGCCGGGGCCCCAGCCACUACAGGAGGCAGGACCUAAUAUCCUGCGGGAUGGUUUGAGUCUCGGGUUUUACGCAAAGACUUGCCCCAAGGUUGAGAAUGUUGUCGCCGAUGUUGUCAAACGUGUUUCACAGCGAGAUCCCAAACUCCCUCCUGCCCUCAUCCGCCUCUUGUUCCAUGAUUGUUGGGUCAAGGGUUGUGAUGCCUCAAUCUUGUUGGAUGCCACACCAUCUGGUCAGGCCGUAGAGAAGCUGUCUGAUCGCAAUGGUAGAACACUGCGAGGUCUUGAGGUUAUUGAUGAGAUAAAGACCCAGCUCGAGAAGGAAUGCCCACGAACUGUAUCCUGCGCUGACAUACUAGCAUUUGCUGCUAGGGAAGCCGUAAUACUUGCCGGCCUACCACGCUACGAUGUCGUCGCCGGCCGCCGUGACAGUUCGACUUCACGUGCUAUUGAUGCCGAUGAGUCCCUCCCUACACCUAAAGACGAUCUGAAAAAAAUAAUAGGAAUGUUCAACCAGAGAGGCUUUUCACCAGAAGAUAUGGUUGUCUUGUCCGGAGCACACUCCAUUGGUGCAGCACAAUGUGGCCAAGUUAGAGACAGAUUAUACGCGUUUGCCCCAAAUGUGCCCAGAGACCCUGCCAUAGACCCAGCCUAUGCUGCUGACCUCACCAAGAAGUGCCCAGCACAGCCACCUCCGGGGCCAGAACUUUUCAUGGUGGACUUGGAUCCCACAACACCGUUGAAACUCGACAAUCAGUACUAUUUGAACCUGCAGAAAAAGAGAGGCUUGCUUCAAUCGGAUCAGGUGCUGGCUACUGAUCCCGGCACCGUAGGAUUUGUGAACCAAUUGGCCGGUGACAAUGCAGGUUGGAGUAGAAAGUUCGUCAAUGCCAUGGAAAGGUUGGGGAAAGUUAGUGUUCUCACUGGAGACGAAGGACAGAUAAGACUAAACUGUCGGGCGUUUAACAAAUAA
Molecule: messenger RNA, 1410 nt
Organism: Fragaria vesca subsp. vesca
Lineage: Eukaryota; Viridiplantae; Streptophyta; Magnoliopsida; Rosales; Rosaceae
Product: peroxidase 57-like
Exons: 2
Coding region: 1-1410 (469 amino acids)
Biological process (GO): hydrogen peroxide catabolic process; response to oxidative stress
Molecular function (GO): heme binding; peroxidase activity
Source: RefSeq, a predicted model, not a curated record